This is a messenger RNA of Fulvia fulva, 1203 nucleotides long. RefSeq lists its product as uncharacterized. The record is from RefSeq and is a predicted model, not a curated record. NCBI's taxonomy places the organism in Eukaryota, Fungi, Ascomycota, Dothideomycetes, Mycosphaerellales, Mycosphaerellaceae. The coding region runs from base 1 to 1203 and encodes 400 amino acids. The transcript has 2 exons.
AUGGCACCACUUAAGGAUUGGAUGGACAAGCGCAGUGAACGCAAGCAAGCAGCAAAAGCUAACAACGAUGGCAAGUCACGACCAGAUGAAGAGGCGCACGACCCGAAAGUCACGACAACUGAGCCGGAACGCGUCGCUCUCGAUGACUUCAGCAACAUCCCACCACCUCCGAAAAGCAGAGCGCGCGGUGAUCGGCUUGUCCCGCCUACAUCAGGACUUUCGCAGAGGAACAAGGGUGGCUCGCAGACUCAAGCUAGACCAUCAAGCUCCGCUUCACCAGCACCGAACAAGACUCGGACGCCAUCACCAAAAGGUAGCGCCUUCUCAGAACACUUCGACCGCCAGUCCCCUAAGACGGUGACUCGCGUCAACGGUGUCGAAUUCGAAAUGUCGAUCACCUCUGAACACGGCCAUCGACCGGGCUCGAACAACGAGGGUGACCGCAGCGACAUCAAGCCUCGACGCUCGAGCAGAUCGCAGACCCGGCGGCAGGAGCGCGCAGACUCUCACCAGAUGCUCGAUGAAGAUGCCGCCAAAAUGAACGGCGACCUUGACCUCACGCUCAACAUGCCAGACAGCCUCCAAGUCGGCAGAAAAUUCAAUGCCGGCACCCCUUCGCCACCCGCACAGGACAACGACUCAUUACAGCGACCCACCAGCCCACGCAGCGGCCUCGACGAAGCCCUUCGCCAGCUAUCAUCCAUAACAUCAGACCCAUCAACCACCAACACCGAGCCCCUCCCCUCAACCAACAAUAAGAACAUCGCCACCGCCGUCACCACCAGCCCCUCCCGCUUCGGUCCCUCCCCCUUCAUGCAACGCCUCCGCGGCUCCCUCUCCAAACCAACCACCAACGUCCCACCCAGCUCGCCCUCUCCACCCCUUUUCACCCCACCCGCCGACACCGAGCCCGACUUCACAAAGUUCAUCCCAACAGACCACCCCACCGUCGCCGUCCGGCCUCCCGUCUACGACCUCUCAAAGGCCCCAGCGCAGCAGUGGGAGAGUGAGCUCGGCUCGACGAGUUGUCCAGCCAGAGCCUGGGACUGGACGAAGCGGUGGACGUGCUGUCAGUGUCAGGGUCAGACGAUUGUGGAGCAGAUUGUAUGUGGGAAUUUGCAGUGUGUGCAUGAUCGGUGUCCGGAGAAGUGUAGGGUGAUUAAGUGGGCGAGGCCGAAGGGGGAUUGGGUUAUGAAGCCGUAG